This is a messenger RNA of Parathielavia appendiculata, 2489 nucleotides long. RefSeq lists its product as uncharacterized. The transcript is spliced from 3 exons. Gene Ontology annotation, cellular component: P-body. The record is from RefSeq and is a predicted model, not a curated record. Gene Ontology annotation, biological process: nuclear-transcribed mRNA poly(A) tail shortening; regulation of mRNA stability. NCBI's taxonomy places the organism in Eukaryota, Fungi, Ascomycota, Sordariomycetes, Sordariales, Chaetomiaceae. Gene Ontology annotation, molecular function: mRNA binding; protein binding. The coding region runs from base 271 to 2109 and encodes 612 amino acids.
UGCGCGCAUGCGAUAUUCUCCCCCGGUGCGUCAGACAGCGUAUUUCACUCCAUGGCAUGAAGAUCGUCCCCGACAAUGACGAAACCUCCUGCCAGUCCCAGCUUUAGCUAACACUGAAUAGCCGCGAGCCUUGUUUCAGCUUUGCCUGGCACCUGGUACCAGCCAAUCUUCAAAAAAAAGACGCUUUGAUCUUUUUCCACCUUCGUUAAUAGGUUUCUUGCCCUGAUCCACUCGAUCAUUCGACGGUCCGGCUCCCAACCCGUCACAGUUAUGCUUAACAUGUCCAACAUCAUGAGCAACCGCAACAGCACGCCCGAGGCCACCAGCGUCUCGUCAUUGCGACCGCCUUCGUCGCGUGUCGUUGGCGCCAACAAUCACACGCUUCGUGCGUCUGCCGACAUGGCCACCCUGACUGGGCAGGCUGCCGCUGGCCGGAUUCGACCCUCUUCCGACUUCUACGGCCAGGUGCAAGCGGGCCAAGGUCAGGGCAGCGCCGACAUGGAUGCUCAGGACAAGCUCGCCCAGCAGUGGAUCGCCGAUAUUGACCAGUACGAGACAACGCUCGAAGAGAUGGCGGCUGCUACACUUGACCAGGACUUCAAGGAUGAAUUGAGCGCUAUUGAGCAGUGGUUCCGCGUCCUCAGCGAGGCAGAGCGGACCGCUGCGCUGUAUGCGCUCCUGCAGCAGACAACUCAGGUCCAGAUUCGCUUCUUCAUCCAGGUUUUGCAGCAAAUGGGCAAGAACCACCCCAUGUCUGGCGUACUGUCACCUGCAAAUUUCGACAAGGACCCCAUGUCGAACCGCUUGAGCGAUGCUAUGAGCAAGCUGGCUGUCGACUCGGCUCGGAACUCGCUCGCUCGCCCAAGCCCCGGCGCGAACAUGAAGCGUCAGUCUGGCUUGGAUUCGUCGACUAUCAAUGCCAUGUUUCCCGACGCUGCGGCAGCUAUUGCCACAGAGAAGGCUAAGUUCACCCAGCAGACGGGCAAUCCCCCCAUCUCGGCUAGAAAUAGUCUGGUGGACAACCGCAAUUCUUUGGCGCCGACGAUUUCGGCUCCCAAGGAUGACUCCAACGGACAGAACCCGGCGUCUCCCUGGGGCCCCAAUGACGCUUCUCGCCCGAAGUCUUCUUCCGGUCAGGCGCCUAUGGGACAGUUUGUGCAGCCCCCGCCGUCGACCGGCGCCUUGCGGUCCCCUCGGCCGCAGCUCACGGGCAACACCAACAUCCAAUCGACCACUUUGACGACUGGGGAGCAGCCGCUUGCCGACCUGCCACUUCUGUCGCCGUAUGGUGCGAGCGGCAACUGGGCUUCGAUGGUCAACACACCGAUGGUGGCCACUUUCAACCAGCCGCAGCCGGGGAACAAUGCCGACAUGGUGGCCAAUGCUACGGCGAUGAAGCUGGCGGCCCUCUCCACCGUCAACAACCGAUUCGCGCUGGACGAUGUGCGCAAGUACCGUCGUGCUCGCUCGAAUGACGCGCCCGGCCAGGCCCAGAACCCCUUGUCGCCAGGUGCACCACCUAUUCCUGGAGCCAUCAUGGUCAGCGAGCACGGAGUGCCGCUGAGCCGGGAGCAACUGAUGACUCUGCAGCAGCAGCAGCAGCAGAACUUGAGCUUCGCAGCCCAUCGGUCGCGGCCCAAUUCUCCUGGUAUCGCGGUACAGAACUACGGGCCGGCCCUUGCCUUUACUUCGCCUCAAAAUAACGGUUUUUUGAGCGCUUACGAUGGGACGUCUUCGCUUAUAAAUAAUGGACUGGCUCCAAUGAAUCUGGGUCCGUUCCCAGUUGGUCUGGGCGGCCAUCACGAAGGGUACCACUCGGACCACUCGGACAUGGUGCGUGGCCGGUCUCCGCGUGGUCGGAGGGGCACGUCCAAGCCGCCUGAGGAUCCCACGGACCCCACUCUCCUGCAGGAUAUACCGAGCUGGCUACGGAGCCUGCGCCUGCACAAAUACACGGACAAUCUCAAGGACAUGAAGUGGACCGACCUCAUCGAGCUGGACGACAAGCAGCUCGAGGAGCGGGGCGUCAAUGCGCUGGGUGCUAGACGUAAGAUGCUCAAGGUCUUUGAGCAGGUCAAGGAGGCCAGAAACGAGGGCAAGUUGGGUUAGGGACCCUCUCCCCAACUCGGGGCAAGGAUGACAAUAUGGUGAACGAGAAUGACCGGGGAACACUGGACGGGUAUAUGGAUGAAGCGAGCGAAGCGAUAUCGCAUUCCUACGGAGCAUCAUUGCUAAAUAUUCUUCCUGAUGCGAGUCUGCAAGCCCUUGCUUGAGAUUUGGAAAGACAAGAUCUGGUGCUUGAUGACGUCCGAGGAAGCGCCCCUGGUGUUCUUGGAGGCAGAUCAAGGUGGUUGUGUAUGUAUGAGAUGAGAUCACGGUGGCCAUGAUUUCUGGGGUGGAUGGAUGAAGAGUUGUGAUAACAGCUUUGCUGCUCCAUAGUGAUGGAUGAUUCAAGAUGAGUUCCUUCUUGCGGCCAUUAACAGUCCAGG